Messenger RNA from Phialemonium atrogriseum, 1323 nucleotides. RefSeq names its product putative solute carrier family 25 member 40 protein. The record is from RefSeq and is a predicted model, not a curated record. The coding region runs from base 1 to 1323 and encodes 440 amino acids. Gene Ontology annotation, biological process: mitochondrial transmembrane transport. Lineage: Eukaryota; Fungi; Ascomycota; Sordariomycetes; Cephalothecales; Cephalothecaceae. Gene Ontology annotation, cellular component: mitochondrion. The transcript has 2 exons.
AUGCUCCCCACGAAGGACGACGGCGGCGGCCGCGACCAUGUCGAGAUCACGGCGGCGCAGAAGAUGCUUUCCGCGACGUCCGGCAGUCUACUGACCGGUCUUUUAGUCACACCUCUCGAUGUAGUUCGGGUCAGAUGGCAGUCACAAAACGUGCCGCAACAACCGGCCUCAACUUCGCAGAAACCCACCUCGGCGCCGUCUGCGAACGCCUUCCGACCGCCGAACUUGGGGGUCACGGCCUGCUGCCGGGAGGUCUUCUUCAUGAACAACAACAGCGAGGUCUGCAUCGCCGGCCCGCGCAUCGGCCCCAUCGGCGGGAUGCCAGCUGCCGGCGGCGGCGAAUGCGCGGUCGAGCAGACGCAGCAGAGGACGUUCAACUCGACCCUCGACGGCAUAAGGAAGAUUGCGCGGAACGAGGGCGUCUCGACCCUCUGGCGCGGCCUAUCGCCGACGCUCCUCAUGGCGGUCCCGUCGAACAUCAUCUACUUCACCGGCUACGAGUGGCUGCGGUUCGACGGCAUGAGCCCCAUCCAGCGCAAGGUCGGGGACGAGUACGCGCCCCUCGUGGCCGGCGCCACGGCACGGGUCCUGGCCGCCACGGCCGUGAGCCCCAUCGAGCUCUUCCGGACCCGCCUGCAGGCCUCGCACGGCUCGUCCGCCGCGGGCCACCUCGCCGACACGUUCCGCGGCAUCAAGGACAUGGUCGGCCUCCACGGGUACCACUCGCUCUGGAGGGGCCUGACCCUGACCCUGUGGCGGGACGCGCCCUUCUCGGGCAUGUACUGGUGGGGCUACGAGACAGUUCGCGGCACGCUCACCGACCUGCGGGAGCGGCGCAGGGGCCGGGCCCUGGAUCUCGAUGGCACCAGCACCAGCACCGGCACGGGGACUGGCGGCCGCGGUUGGGCCCGGAGGAGGUCGCAGAGCCGCGAGACGCACCGGGACACCUUCAUCGACAGCUUUGUCGCGGGCGCGCUGUCGGGCGCCUUUGCGUCCGUGGUGACCACGCCGUUUGACGUCGGCAAGACGCGCACCCAGGUAUACCACGACUCGAGCAAGAAGGCGGCGGCGGCGGCGGCGGCCUCGGCCUCGCGGCCCGUGCCCGAGGAGCAGUCCAUGGUCCGGCUCCUGUGGCACAUCUUCAGGGCCGAGGGCGUGUCCGGCCUGUUCCGGGGCUGCAUCCCCCGGACCCUCAAGGUCGCGCCGAGCUGCGCCAUCAUGAUUAGCAGCUACGAGGUCGGGAAGCGCGUGUUCAGGGGCGUCAACGAGCGCGCCUCCCUGAGCAGGGAGGGCCCGCCGAGCGGGGAGGGGGCCGCCGACUAA